Molecule: messenger RNA, 2104 nt
Organism: Sorex araneus (European shrew)
Lineage: Eukaryota; Metazoa; Chordata; Mammalia; Eulipotyphla; Soricidae
Gene: BCL7A
Product: BAF chromatin remodeling complex subunit BCL7A
Exons: 6
Coding region: 233-862 (209 amino acids)
Source: RefSeq, a predicted model, not a curated record
UUGCGCACUGGGCCCGGGCGCGCGGCGGCUCGGGCUUUGUGUGUGUGUGUGUGUGUGAGUGUGUGUGUGAGUGUGAGUGUGAGUGUGUGAGUGUGUGCGCGCGCGUGUCUGUGUGUGUGAGUGCGUGUGUGCGCGCGUGUGCGUGUGAGUGUGUGCGCGAGUGAGUGAGCGGGCGCCGCGGAGCGAGCGGACCCGGCGGGCGCGCUCCCCAGCCUCUUUCUCCGCCAGAACCAUGUCGGGCAGGUCGGUUCGAGCCGAGACCAGGAGCCGGGCCAAAGAUGAUAUCAAGCGGGUCAUGGCGGCGAUCGAGAAAGUGCGCAAAUGGGAGAAGAAGUGGGUGACCGUGGGUGACACGUCCCUGAGAAUCUACAAGUGGGUCCCUGUGACGGAGCCCAAGGUUGACGAUAAAAACAAAAACAAGAAAAAGGGCAAAGAUGAGAAGUGCGGCUCGGAGGUGACCACCCCGGAGAACAGCUCCUCGCCCGGCAUGAUGGACAUGCACGAUGACAACAGCAACCAGAGCUCCAUCGCCGACGCCUCCCCCGUCAAGCAGGAGAGCAGCAGGAACUCGAGCCCCGCACCCGAGCCCACCCCCGCCGCGCCCGGGGACGGCGCUGAUGCCAAGGCGGACGAGGCGCAGGCCGAGGGCAAGGAGCUCCCCGGGGUGGAAGAUGCGGCGGACGAGCAGAACUCGCAGUCCUCCAUGGAGCACUCCACCAGCUCCGAGAAGGUGGAACGGCAGCCGUCGGGGGACGCAGGACUGGCCGCAGAGACGCCAGCAAUCGCUCAGGAUCUGGAGGGGGUGCCGCCCUCUAAAAAGAUGAAGCUGGAGUCUUCGCAGCCCAGCCCCGAGGAGAUGUAGGCGCCCGGGCCCCCCGCCGAGCCCUCGGCCCGCCGCCAGCAGGCCACACUCUCGGACAGCGUCGCCCGGGCCAGCCUCAAAGGUGCGAACAGAACUGCUAACUUCCGCGUCGACCACAUGCGAGGCCCGGGCCCCGCCGGCCGUCUCCGGCGCUGAGGAACUUCCUUCAGGAGGGCCGCGCGCCCGGGAAGCCAAGCCCCCCAUUUGUGUUGCUGCUGUGUUUUAUUUUCCACGUCUGUCGGACGGUAGAAGCUGUGGAGGGGGGGUGCCCGUCGGGGACCCCGCUUCCCCGGGGCUCCUUGCCGGCCCCUGUCCUUCCGCUUUCUUUUUUUGUGCCUUGUGCCCUUGAGGUGACCUCUGGCAUGUUUUCCUGGUCCUUUUGCGUCUCCCUUUGCAAAGUGCCCACUGGGUCAUGUUUCCGAGGGGAGCGGGGCUGGCCUGGAGGAGGGAAACCCCCCCCCGCAGGCUGCUGAUCCCCCAGCUCGGGGUGAGGGGCUGAGGGGGCUCUGAUGUCAGGACACUGCCCUUCCUGGGGGGUCUCAGGCUCGCCCCCCCAGACGAGCAGAGCCGGUAGAAUGUUCUGGCCCUCCCACCCUUGACCCCUGCCGGAUCAGUUUCUUCCACCGCGCCGGACACGCUGGCUUCUCAGGCUGCCUCGGGGCUGUCUCCUGAGGACGCCCGAAGGGCUGGGAGGCCACUGGCUGCCCCCCAUGUCCCCCACACCUGCGGGCAGACCUCCAGGCCCCAGGGAGAGGCGAGGCUCCUGCCUGCCCCACUGCCCGCCACCCGGCUGUUGUCGCCGACCCGGAGGGGCCCCUUUGGACAGACGUCGCCCUGUUCGGUUCCGGGGUCUGCUUUGCUCUUAAUUCCUCUGGAUCCUCGGACCCUUCUCUCUGCACUGGAGCCCCCACUCCCCUGGAGUCAGCGGGGCGCGGGUUUGGUUUGUUAAUUGGUGCAUAUUCAGGUACCACCUUGGAGUGUGACUCUAACGGCCACCAUCACAGGAAGCGGCUGCCAGAUCUGGUUUCCUAAGAGUUGCCAAGGGCACGGCUGUGAUAUUUUUUGGGUUUUUUUUUUUUUGAAGGGAGCCAGUCUAGUUCCUGCACUUCAAGAAUAAUCAAAUUGUUCCUGAAUUUCAAAUACCUCAUGCAAAAAAAAAAAAAAAAAGUCUCCUAAAAUAAGGGAAAAAAAAAAAAACUUUGAGAAUCUCGAGGUUGGCACGGCCGAAAGGUUUCUGUCUUU